CAACACAUGAACACAACACGGUCCUCUAUUUUAAUACGUUUCUUAAUCAAUAAUUAAUUAACUUAUAUAUAUACAUAUAUAAUCAACAUUAAAUCUAUUAAAUAAUCUCCACUUCUCAAACACUCAAUCACCUUUAUAUAAAUACACAAACACAUAGUCAUUUUCUUACUAUAACAAUCUUUUCUUCAAAAAUCCAAAACAUGGCUAUGGACAAGUGGCUUUUGCUUAGCAAGUUAAGAACUGCAGUCAAGAAAGUUAAGGUUUUGAUAAACCUCAACGUUCAUAGGUGGCGCGUAGCCUCUAUUAUAGGUGGUCGGCCGUCUUUAGCACCUAACCAACGUAGGUUUAGCUUCAACGACCGACCAGGCUUAAUAGCAGCCUACGAGGAGGAAGAUGAAGAGGAAGAAGAAGGAGAAAAUAAGUCAAGAGAAUCGUCUGAAGAAGGAUAUUAUUCAGCAACAGGCUCAUCUUCUUCUAAUUCUAGAUCAGGAUCGAGAUCAGGAUCAGGAUCGGUAGUAUUGCAACUUCAAAGGACUACAAGUUACCCUAAUAGUAAUUCAUCAUCGCCAUCAUUAAGGGAAGAAACUUGUAGUAAUUAUGAUGUUGAUCAAAGGGCGGAGAUGUUUAUCAACAAUUUUCGUCGUCAAUUACAAAUGGAGAGGCAAAUUUCUUUGCAAAUUCGAUAUUCCAAUAGGCUUAAUAGCUUUAAUUGGAGGAGUCCUUAAUUAAUUAUCAUCAUCAUGAUGAACAUGAUCAAAGGUUUGAGCUUAGCUAAAUUGGCUAGGGUUUAUUGGUUUUGAAUAUUUGAUUAUUAUUAUUAUUAUUAUUUAAUUAAAUAAUGUGGUAUUAAUAUUAAGGUUUGUUGAAUUUUUUCAUUUUUUAAUUAAUUGAUUUCUGGUUUAUGAUGAUGGAGAGGUUGUGCUUGUUUUUUAAGAGCAUUAUUUCUCCAAAUUGUCAAUUUUUAAUAUUAAUAUGAUUGGUUAUUGGGUUUUGUUUUUGUUUUUUUUUUUUUUGUAUAUUAGUUUGUUUAUUCUUACAAACAAGAACAUGUAAAUUAUUAUAUGCCAAUAUAAGAUUCUUUGAUUCUUUAA
Cannabis sativa is the source of this 1091-nucleotide messenger RNA. RefSeq lists its product as uncharacterized. Lineage: Eukaryota; Viridiplantae; Streptophyta; Magnoliopsida; Rosales; Cannabaceae. The transcript has a single exon. The record is from RefSeq and is a predicted model, not a curated record. The coding region runs from base 201 to 725 and encodes 174 amino acids.